Molecule: messenger RNA, 663 nt
Organism: Glycine soja
Lineage: Eukaryota; Viridiplantae; Streptophyta; Magnoliopsida; Fabales; Fabaceae
Product: protein SUPPRESSOR OF GENE SILENCING 3-like
Exons: 3
Coding region: 1-663 (220 amino acids)
Biological process (GO): regulatory ncRNA-mediated gene silencing; defense response to virus
Source: RefSeq, a predicted model, not a curated record
AUGGGGAACCAAGAACUCCUUGAUUGCUUCUGUGACUAUACUGCAUUGAAGGCUCGACACUCAUAUGGUCCACAAGGGCACCGAGGGAUGGGUGCCUUAAUUUUUGAGGAAUCCACGAUAGGUUAUCUAGAAGCCAUGCGGCUCCACAAGCAUUUUAAAGAGCAAGGAAGAGAUAGGGAGGCUUGGGAUUGCUAUCAGAAUCCAUUUCUCCCAGGUGGGAAGCGCCAACUUUAUGGUUACUUGGCUUCUAAAGAAGAUUUGGAUAUUUUCAACAAGCACUCUAGAGGAAAGAAAAAAUUGAAGUUUGAAAUGAGAUCAUAUCAAGAGAUGGUUGAGAGCAAGAUAAAACAUAUUAAUGAUGAUAGUCGGAAUCUUGACUAUUAUAAGAGCAUGGUAGCCAAAGAACAAAUCAAAUCACAAGUAGGUACAGACUCUUUAUUGAGAAUAAGUGAGAAGUUAAGCUUGACAACCGAAGAAAACCGUGUUGACCAACAAAACAAGGAGAUGGAUGCACUAGAAAAAAAUUUCCAGAGCCAAAUCCUAGACAUUCAACAAGCCAUAGCUGCAAAGGAAGAUAAGUUUGUGAAAUUACAGCAGGCAAUGCAAGAAAAAGUAAAAGAGUCCUGCGGAGAAUCUUCUGAGAAAGAGGACAAGUACAUCUAA